Messenger RNA from Pygocentrus nattereri (red-bellied piranha), 2749 nucleotides. RefSeq names its product monocarboxylate transporter 7-like. The record is from RefSeq and is a predicted model, not a curated record. Gene Ontology annotation, molecular function: monocarboxylic acid transmembrane transporter activity. The coding region runs from base 386 to 2077 and encodes 563 amino acids. Gene Ontology annotation, biological process: transmembrane transport; monocarboxylic acid transport. The transcript is spliced from 7 exons. NCBI's taxonomy places the organism in Eukaryota, Metazoa, Chordata, Actinopteri, Characiformes, Serrasalmidae.
AUAAAUCAGUAUUUAAGUUCAAACUGUAAAGCAGCAGCUCGCGCGCACGCGCUGCAAUACCGGCUUAUACCGGUACUGAAAGACAGAAAGAAAGAGAGAAACGGAGAGCUGACAGACGGAGAGAAGAUGUGCUAAGGAGAAGAGAGGAAAGGAGAGCAGCAACGGGAGGAAAAGAGAAGAGAACCGGAGCUGUUCAGUAAUCCAGCAGCUCCGGCUCGGCUCGGUUCGGUUCAGACUGAAGCUAACCGGCUCUCAGCGCUGCUCUCCGCUCGGCUCUCAGUGAGAUGCUCCAGCGAGGAAACGCCAAGAUUUAACGUCUUUUGAAAUAAAAACCGGCAACUUUCCUCAGAGUUUCUCCUCGUUUUCGGCAGAAACAUCUCCAGCCAUGAAGGGACUGGUGCCCACGCUGCGGGGGUGCAUGAGCGCCAACGUGUACCCUCAGGUUCCAGAUGGAGGCUGGGGCUGGGCCGUGGCCGUGGCCUUCUUCUUCACAGAGGUCUUCACCUACGGCAUCAUCAAAAUCUUUGGCAUUUUCCUGCAAGACCUCACGAACGAUUUUGGAGAAUCCAAUAGCCGAGUGUCCUGGAUCGUCUCCAUCUGCGUCUUUGUGAUGACCUUCACAGCCCCUUUAUCCACGGUGCUGAGUAACCAUUUCGGAUGCAGGCCGGUGGUCAUGUUUGGAGGUUUCCUGAUCAGCCUGGGGUCGGUCAGCACAGCCUUCACGCAGUCCAUUGACCAGAUGUACGUCACUGUGGGCCUUGUCUCAGGCCUGGGUUACUGCCUCACCUUCCUGCCUACAGUCACCAUCCUCUCGCAGUACUUCAGCAAGCGCAGAUCGCUCGUCACUUCCGUCGCCUCAACCGGAGAGUGUUUCUCACUCUUUGUUUUAGCUCCAGCCCUGAGUGCCCUGAAAGAUCACAUUGGCUGGAGGAACUGCCUGGUUGUGAUUGGCCUCCUGCAGGCGUCAGUCAUUGCCUUUGGAGCGCUGCUCAGGCCCAUCAUCAUCCAGCCCAAACCCUCCGCCCCAGAAGAGGAGGAGGGGCCUCAGUCUCCCCUCAAACAAACCAAAAGCAAAUAUGAGCUGGAGAACGAGUUUACCCGAACCUCCUUCAGCUCCGUGGACUCCGGAGUGCAGUCCAUCUCCUCUUCCAGAACCAACCUGGCUGAGGGUGCGAGCCCUAGUCGCAGUGCGGCAGAACGAGGCUCAGAACAAACUACAGACCUGCAGCUGGUGGAGAAGAGAGGAGAGGAGGAACCUGAACCUCCAGCACUUCCCUCAACUCCUCUUAAACAGCCCACAGCACAGCAGGAGGAGAAAGCAGAGCCGCAGGCGGCUCGGCCCAAACUUCUGGACUUUUCCGUGCUCACGGACUGCAGCUUUAUCUGCUACUCUCUCUUUGGCCUCUUCGCCACAUUGGGCUUUUUCGCCCCGCAGCUCUACGUGAUUGAACUGAGCGUCAGCCGCGGGUUAGAACGCGAUCGAGCCACCUACAUGCUGUCCACGAUGGCCGUGGCCGAAAUAUUCGGCCGCCUCUCCAUUGGCUGGGUGCUGAACCGCCAGCCAAUCCGAAAAAUCUACAUCCUGCUGAUCUGUACGCUGCUGCUGAGCCUGGUGCUGGCGCUCUUCACCGCCGUCUCCGAGUUCUGGGGGUUGGCUUCUUGCUGCGCCGCCUUUGGCUUCCUUUUCGGCACCGUAGGCUCCACCCACAUCCCCAUGCUGGCUGAGGACGAUGUGGUGGGCAUAGAGAGGAUGCCAUCGGCCGUCGGAGUUUACGUUUUUAUCCAGAGCUUUGCUGGGCUGGCUGGUCCACCACUAGCAGGCACUUUGGUCGACAGGACGCAGAAUUACGGCUCAGCCUUCUACACCAGCGCGGCCGGUGUGGGCGUGGGGGCGCUAUUCCUGGGUCUGGUUCGGCCUGCCAAACUCGGACUGUGCUGCUGCAGGAGGAAGAGUGUGACGCAGGAGGAGAAACAGGGAGACACUCACAGCGAGGACACACCCGCUGACUUCCUGGAAGUGGACCUGGUUCUGGACAGCAGCUCAGCGAAGAGUCCACCUGAUUCAGCAUCAGCCUGAAAACCUCACACUCACAAAUAAACACACAUACUGAAGGACACAGUGGAGACAGUGGGGUCAACUGGCUUGAUUCACACGUGUACAGCUUUUCCACAUUCCUGCUAUUGGAGCACAGCCAGUGUAGAGUCAGAGUCAAAGUCAGGUAGAGAGUUUCAGAAGGACUUGUGUGCUGCCCAGACGGGGAACUGACCCCUAGUCUGUUAUGUGGAGGGCAGCAGUUUUACUCUUUAUGCUCUACAAACCACUGACAGCAGUGAGAGACAAGCAGGGUUAUUAUUGGGUUAUUAUAUGGACUACAACAAGUUAUUCUCAGAUGUGAAUAAAGCAACAUUCACACAGAUUUUCAACUGAUUAUUUUAUGAUUUCAGAAAGUCUCAAAUACAGACUACACAUUUUUGAUAUUCUACAGAAACUAAAAGCGAAAAACCGCCUACAAAAAGUCACUCUGAGCAUUGAGAAGGUGGCGUAGCGGCGCAUAGAGUGACAUGUUACAGCUAACGAAAUUCAUGUAGAAACUUUUUACUGCUUAAGUUUGGAGCUGUGGGUUUUAAGGCCUUUUAAGGUGGUAAUAUAAUACGUCUUCAAUGGAACUUUGUUUUUCAUGACGAAUAGAUUUGGACCAAUAGAAACGGUCCAAAUUUACAUGGAAUAAAACCUCGUCACGGUAUUGUA